This is a messenger RNA of Aspergillus piperis CBS 112811, 1677 nucleotides long. Its product is annotated as AFG1 family ATPase. The record is from RefSeq and is a predicted model, not a curated record. Gene Ontology annotation, molecular function: ATP hydrolysis activity; ATP binding. NCBI's taxonomy places the organism in Eukaryota, Fungi, Ascomycota, Eurotiomycetes, Eurotiales, Aspergillaceae. The coding region runs from base 1 to 1677 and encodes 558 amino acids. Gene Ontology annotation, biological process: protein quality control for misfolded or incompletely synthesized proteins. The transcript is spliced from 4 exons. Gene Ontology annotation, cellular component: cytoplasm; mitochondrion.
AUGAGCGGAUCCUCGGCGAAAUUGUGCGCGGACUACCUGCCCGGCGCACUGAGGGCUCGGGGCCCUCUUUUGCGUGCCGUUCCUCGGGGCACUCGCCGGCCUGGCGCCAGGGAGUAUAGACGGGGUGCUCAUGGCGCGAACAACUCUCGCUAUCGUCCGUCGGUGACGGCUCACCGGGUACCGGUCCGUGAUACUGUCGAUGUGAGGUUGUCGCAGGGCCAGUAUGCGCGCCGCUUUGCGACAGCCGCCGAGGGGAAGGCUGUGGAGGGUGACGCUGCAGCUGGGAUGCAGGGUGGUCCGCUGGUGGAGUAUGAUGCCCGUGUACAGCAGGGUCGCUUGCGAGAUGAUCCGUAUCAAAGACAAAUCAUUGAGCAACUGCAGGACCUGUACGAACGACUGCGAUCCUACAACCCCCCGCCGGUCGUCCAGCCAAGCAUCGAAUCCCUCGACCCCAAGCCCAAGUCGUUCUUCGGCUCGCUGUUCAAUCGCAACGCAAAGCAGGAACUUACAAUCCCCGAAUCCCUCCCCAAGGGACUGUACAUGUACGGCGACGUAGGAUGCGGCAAGACCAUGCUCAUGGACCUGUUCUACGAGACCCUCCCACCCAACAUCAAGACCAAGACCCGCAUCCACUUCCACAACUUCAUGCAGGAUGUGCACAAGCGCAUGCACGUCGUCAAGAUGAAGUACGGCAACGACUUUGAUGCGCUGCCUCUCGUGGCGGCUUCCAUCGCAGAGGGCUCGAGCGUGCUGUGUUUCGACGAGUUCCAGUGCACAGAUGUCGCAGAUGCGAUGAUUCUCCGAAGACUCCUCGAAUCCCUCAUGUCCCACGGCGUUCUCCUCGUCACCACCUCCAACCGUCACCCCGACGACCUCUACAAGAACGGCAUUCAACGCGAAUCCUUCAUUCCCUGCAUCAACCUCCUCAAGACCGCCCUCGACGUUAUCAACCUCAACUCUCCCACCGACUACCGCAAGAUCCCCCGCCCCCCAGCAGCCGUCUACCACCACCCGCUCGGCCCAGACGCCGACCACCACGCCCAGAAAUGGUUCGACUUCCUCGGCGACCCCAUCAACGACCCCCCACACCCCGCCACCCAAGAAGUCUGGGGUCGCAAGAUCCAUGUGCCCUUGGCCAGCGGCAAAGCCGCCAAAUUCAGUUUCCAGCAGCUCAUCGGCAGCGCUACCGGCGCAGCAGAUUACCUAGAACUCGUCCGGAACUACGAAGCCUUCAUCAUCACCGAUGUGCCGGGCAUGAACCUUACCCAGAGAGAUCUGGCUAGACGGUUCAUUACUUUCAUCGAUGCCGUCUAUGAGAGUAGGGCAAAAUUAGUCCUCACCACCGAAGUCCCCCUCACCAACCUCUUCCUCUCCGCCGACGACGUCAAAUCCACCCUCACGGACGGCAGCAACGACGACGGCGCGGACCUCUCCGACGCGAUGCGCAUGAUGAUGGACGAUCUAGGCUUGUCGAUGCAAGCGCUCAAAACGACCUCGAUCUUCAGUGGUGAUGAGGAGCGGUUCGCGUUCGCGAGAGCAUUGUCCCGUCUGUCUGAAAUGGGAAGUAAGAUGUGGGUGGAGCGCGGCUUGGGAGUGGGAAUGGAUGCGGAUCAUGGGAAGAGUGAACAUGAUGCGUAUUUGAAGGCGAGGAGUCGCUGGUCGGAGGAUAAUAUGUAA